Molecule: messenger RNA, 1972 nt
Organism: Hevea brasiliensis (rubber tree)
Lineage: Eukaryota; Viridiplantae; Streptophyta; Magnoliopsida; Malpighiales; Euphorbiaceae
Exons: 3
Coding region: 171-1691 (506 amino acids)
Biological process (GO): regulatory ncRNA-mediated gene silencing
Source: RefSeq, a predicted model, not a curated record
CAACAAGCGCAUCUGUUGACCUCUGAAGUCUGAACAUCGACGCAGCCUGCCAGUGCCAUCUUACCAAUCUGCUAUUAAUAUCUCUAUUAAGCACGUGAAUUUUCUCUCAGUUUUCUUUCAAUAGUAUCAUCUUUUGGAAAACCCUAGCUAUUUCCACCCGCUUCCCGAGGAUGGCUGGUGGCUCGGAUCCCAAAUCCUCCUUCGAUAAGCCUUCCUCCUCUGCUUCCCAGCGCAAAUCCCGUUGGGAAUCCUCCACUUUCACCGCCAAUAAUCCGUCGUCGGACUCCAAAUCCAACGACAAGAAACCAGCUAAACCCGCUUCGAAUUCAAAUCCUUCGCCUAAGCCCAACACAGGCCCAUCACCCAAGCCCACUUCCGCCGCUCUUCCGUCGGACCCAGCUUCUGCUCUGCCGGGACGCUCAUUCCCUUUGCCGGACCUGGGCCCGCCUCCUCCUCCCACCUACGGUUUUCACAUGCUAGAGCGUCGUACCAUUGUCCUCGCCGACGGUAGCGUCCGAUCUUACUUCGCUCUGCCCCCCGACUACCAAGACUUCCCUCCUCGUCCACCUCUACCCCCGCGGUUCCUUCCCAUGGGACCUACUCUCGACUUCCCCGGUGCUGUCAGUGGUCACCGCUUCCCUCCAAUGAGUCCUGAAGGGUUAGGCUUUCGCGAUAAUAAUCAAAAUCAUAACCCUUCUACGAAGAGGAAAUAUGAUGGCGGUGAGGAGGAAUUCAGGUUUGGGAAUAAGCCCAACGGGCUUUAUCCGGGACCUGAUUAUCGCGGUGAAUUUUUGGCGGGGACUAGCAGCCCUUUUAGGAGAAAUUUAAGUGAUGAAUCCAGAGCGGGAAAAUAUAUUAGGAUUGCAGGUGAUAGUGUAGGUGUUAUCAAUAAUCAUCUUGAAGUGGACCAGAAUAAACUAAAGAAGGCUUUUUUGCAUUUCACUAAGGUGAUUAAUGAGACUGAGGCGGAGAGAAACCGUUACUUGGAGGACGGGAAGCAGGGUCGCCUUCAGUGUUUGGCCUGUGGCAGGUCUUCUAAAGACUUCCCAGAUGUGCAUGCUCUUAUAAUGCACACUUACAAUUCAGAUAAUGCUGACUUGAAUGUGGAUCACUUGGGCUUACACAAAGCUCUCUGUGUUUUAAUGGGAUGGAACUACUCAAAGCCCCCUGAUAAUGCAAAGGUCUAUCAGUUCUUACCUGCUGAAGAAGCAGCAGCAAAUCAAGAUGAUUUGAUUAUGUGGCCCCCUUUGGUGAUAAUUCAUAACACAGUUACAGGAAAAGGGAAAGAUGGGCGCAUGGAAGGUUUGGGAAACAAAGAAAUGGAUAACAGAAUAAGAGAUCUUGGAUUUGCUAGUGGCAAGUCAAAGUCUUUGUAUGGAAGAGAUGGUCAUCUGGGCAUAACAAUUGUAAAGUUUAGUGGUGACCAGUUGGGCCUGAAAGAGGCUGUGCGGCUGGCAGAACACUUUGAGAAGGAAAAACAUGGGCGUAAGGCUUGGGGUUGCAUACAACCCAUCAAGAUAGGGAAGGAUGAUGAGAAAAAUCCAAACCUUGUGAAGGUAGAACGGAAUGGGGAGAAAAAAAGGAUUUUAUAUGGCUAUCUUGGAAUGGCUGUUGAUCUCUGCACGGUUGAUUUUGAAACAAGGAAGAAGGUUUCUAUUGAGAGCCAGAGGGAAUACAAAACAUCCAAGUAGAUGAAUUGGUUUGGUGACAAGUAACUCAUUUAUGAAUUCUGAUCUCUAGUUUCUUUUUUUUUUUUUUUUUUUUUUUGGGAUGUAAUGUAAGCUGAUUGCUAGUUGUGUCGGUGGUGGUGCUAAAUUUGUUAGUUGAUCUACAGACAAUUGUGAUAUACAAGAACUUGUAGUUUCAGGUCGAGUUAUAGAUUUUUUUUUCACUCUGUUGUUAGCCCAAGCAAUGCUCAGAUGUAAGUUGUCACUAUUUGUGCAAACUGUAUUAGCCAGCAUUGGUUGUGUAA